ACAGACUGGUGAGACUGGGACUGGAGAGUUGUUGUGAAUUUGUGUGGCGUCGUGUCGCUUUAUAAGUGUACACACACACACAGUGUCCUUCAGCAGUAUUGGACGAAAAAGUGCGGGAAAAUGCAUUGCGUCAGUGGAAAUUGAAUUACACGGAUUUCUCUGGACCAGUGUUAACCAUGCUCUGCUCAUCAUCCAUCCACUUAAUCCGUUAACAUUGGAAAAUACAGCAGACUAAGUGUAAAUGUAACCAGUGCUGAGAAUCCAGACAUUGUCAUGCAUUGCUGAUGUAAGCUGAUCUGUGUCCUGUGUCUCUGAUGGAGCUGAAAGUUUGGGUGGAUGGAGUUGUACGAGUGGUUUGCGGCCUGUCGGAAGAGACGUCAUGCCAGGAUGUAGUCAUUGCACUCGCCCAAGCCAUUGGCCAGACGGGUCGUUACGUUCUCAUUCAGAGAUUGAGGGACACUGAGCGGCAGCUUCUGGCCAAUGAGCGCCCACUGGAGUCCCUGGCCAAACUGGGCCAACAUAGCAGUGAGGUGCAGUUCUUCCUGCGGCGGACCGGUCCCAGCAGCAGUGAAGAUAAAAGUCUGCACAGCCGCACCCUCCCUCACUCCAAGCCAUCCACGUCAGAACCUAAACGGGGACUACCGAAGAAAUCCUUAACCUUCAACCUGGGUCCUUCCUGUUCUCCUCAUACAAAAGCUCGUAAAACACCCUCUCCUGAACAGAGGGCAUCCCCAGUUCCUCACACGGCGUACCUUCCGGCGCCAUCUAAAGAGGAGGUGUUUCGGCAUGUUCUCCAGCAGCAGGAGCAGCUCCGUGCCCUUGAGUCCCAGCUGGUGGACUUGGACAGGGAAUGCGAGACUUGGGACCAGGCGUCUACAGAGGAGUCGUCCCUGCAGGCAGAGAUGGAAGUCUUGGAAAGUACCUUGUGGAAGAACCAGCAAGAGUUGGUGGACGAGGAGUUCUGGGAGGAGGAACUAAAGCUAGAGACCGAGAGGGAGCGCGGGAUGAAGCGGCGGUUAGGAGAGCUGCGUGCCAAACUGGACGACUGUGGGCAAAAGUUGCAUGAAUUCAACACUCGCGCAAUUCAACUUGAAAAGGACGUUCAGAGGGAAAUGCUACAGGUGGACACCUUGCCCAAUCAGCCCGAUUCAAAAGACUCUUUGGGGGUAGUCAAGGCAGAUGUUCAAAGUCGACAAAAGCAGGGGGAGGACUUGGAGGCAGAACUUGUAGAGCUUGAGAAGGCUUUGGGGAGGGCGGAGACUCUGCUGAAGGCAAAGCAGGAGGAAGUGGAGGAGUUGAAUAAGGAGCUCAGACAGUGUAAUUUACAACAGUUUAUCCAGCAGGCUGGAGCCCUGCCCACCCACACUCAAUCCCGCACAGACCUUAAUGAACACCCAGAAGAACUGGACCUGACUCAACAACAGCAGGACAAACACAAUGAUUCCCCCCCACGUGCCACUGCUAAGCAUUUCCUUGGUCACCCUCGAAACCUGCAGCACCCGCUGGUGUCCAGCCUGAACCCUGAGGUCCUGACUUCCAGGGAAUCGUCUUGGCGGUAAUAAACCUGAAGCAGGGCUAAGGAUGUAGAGUGGCUUUCUGCUUAAAUUCAUCUUAACUGGCAUCAGUAUAACAGUUCAUGUCAUAUAUAUCCUGUAUAUAUGAAUAUAUAUAUAUUAAUGAUAUAUUUACUACUUUUUGGUACAUUUCAAAAAAACAUGUAUUUACUGUAAAAUAUUACCAGAUUUUAUCUCGAGGACUUUUACUUUUGUUUAUGUAUUUAAUAAAGACUGUGCAUUGUGUCUUAGAUGACUUGCUCUUGA
This is a messenger RNA of Pimephales promelas (fathead minnow), 1820 nucleotides long. RefSeq names its product Ras association domain family member 7a (gene rassf7a). The record is from RefSeq and is a predicted model, not a curated record. Lineage: Eukaryota; Metazoa; Chordata; Actinopteri; Cypriniformes; Leuciscidae. Gene Ontology annotation, biological process: signal transduction.